This is a messenger RNA of Didymella exigua CBS 183.55, 2514 nucleotides long. RefSeq names its product glycoside hydrolase family 5 protein. Gene Ontology annotation, cellular component: cell surface; extracellular region. Gene Ontology annotation, molecular function: beta-glucosidase activity. NCBI's taxonomy places the organism in Eukaryota, Fungi, Ascomycota, Dothideomycetes, Pleosporales, Didymellaceae. The coding region runs from base 1 to 2514 and encodes 837 amino acids. The transcript has 2 exons. Gene Ontology annotation, biological process: glucan catabolic process. The record is from RefSeq and is a predicted model, not a curated record.
AUGCCCACAGACUCGGAGCGCGAUCCGUCGCACCGCCGGCCGCGCGGCGACGAGAGACGCAGACGUCGCGAGUCCCACGGCGAGACGUCAGGCACCGACCGCCCGCGUAGGCGACGAGAAAGCAAUACACCAUAUGAAUUCGAGGGCAGGAGGAGAAAAGGGCAUCGCGCGACGGACUCCCAGGGCGAGUUAUUAAGACCGACGCCCCGCGACAGCAGAUACCAGAGCGACUCGGAAUGGGAUAGCUCUGCGCCCCGGCGCCGCAGCCGGCGUCCCAGUACCAGCGACCGCAAGUCCGCGGCGCCUCUGAGCCUCGACGCCCUCGCAAAGCUGGACAAGGAAGUAGCAAAGAAGAAUGGCGGGUGGCGCGGGUAUGACUACGACGAAGACUAUCUCAAAGAGGUCCGCCGCAAGGAGAAGCAGCUUGAGAAGGACCGCGUCAAGACGAGCAAGGACGAGAAGAAGAAAGCGCAGAAGGAGGAAGAGAGGAGGAAGGUUGAGGAGAGCGACAGGGAGGUUCUUGAGGAGAAGGAGAGGCGGAGACAGAGAGAGCUGCGAAGGAAGAAGAGGGAGAGUAGAGAGGUCAAGGGUGGGGCGGUGGCGUUGGGCGAUCUGGCGGGGAUGGAGAGCAAGAGAGCGAGUCGGACAGAGGAUGAACGCGAGCGUAGACGGAGAGAUGAGGCGCGGUAUACUGCGAGCGAGAUCGAGGAGAGGAGAGAGCGGAGACAGCGUGAGAAACAGAAGAGGAAGAGCAGAGUUGUGAGCGGACCACUGGCCGAAGAGGGUGGUAUUGAUGACGACGACGAGCACCAAUACAUGAUGGAGAAGCGGGGCGGGGCGGGCAGCACGCCAACUGUGCUGUCGGCGGCAGAGCAGGCAAGGAAGAAGAAGCGGAAAAAGAUCAUCAUUGGUGUAGUCUCCGUUCUUAUUCUUUUGGCCAUCAUCAUUCCUAUUGCAGUUCUCAUGUCGAACAAAAAGAGCAACAACACAUCAGGAAGCGAUACUGCGGCCGGGCAGUCGACACCAAAGAACAGCAACCUCGACGGGAAAGACCCGAACAGCGUGCCUCAGGCGGACAAGGGCGGCAUACUCGAUCCCUGGUCGUGGUACGACACCGAAGACUUCAACGUCACCUAUACCAAUGAGCUCGUCGGCGGCCUCCCCAUCAUCGGCCUCAACUCGACCUGGAACGACGACGUACAAGCCAACUCCAAAGUCCCUAACCUUCAAGACUCCUUCGAGUACGGCAAGACGCCCAUUCGCGGCGUCAACGUCGGCGGCUGGCUCAACCUCGAGCCCUUCAUCACACCCUCCUUCUUCGAGAACUUUGGCGCCCGCGACGGCGUCGUCGACGAAUACACUCUCCUCACCAAGCUCGGUCCGACGAAAGCAAAGAGCACGCUUGAGCAACACUACUCCGCCUUCGUCAACAAGCAAACCUUCAAGGAGAUUCGUGCUGCAGGCAUAGACCACGUGCGCUUCCCCUUCGGCUACUGGAUCGUGCAGACCUACGACGGCGACCCAUAUCUCGCACAAGUCUCAUGGCGCUACCUCCUCCGCGGCAUCGAAUACUGUCGCCAAAACGGGCUGCGCGUGAACCUCGACCUGCACGGCGCUCCUGGUUCGCAGAACGGCUGGAACCACUCCGGCCGCCAGGGCGUAAUCGGGUGGCUGAACGGCACAGACGGGGACCUGAACGCACAACGCACACUCGACGUCCACCACAAGCUUUCCGUGUUCUUCGCACAGCCGCGCUACAAGAACGUGGUGACCAUGUACGGCCUGGUCAACGAGCCGCGCAACGUCGAACUCGACACCAACCGCGUCGUCAACUGGACACAAACGGCCAUAACGCAGAUCCGAAACGACAACAUCAGUGCCGUCAUCGUGUUCGGCGACGGCUUCAUGGGCCUCGACAAUUGGCAGGGCAAACUACAAGGCAACGAGAACCUGCUGCUCGACGUGCACCAAUACGUCAUCUUCAACGUCAACCAGCUCUCGCUCGGCCACAGGGACAAGUUGAAUUUUGCAUGUUCAGCCUGGACGCAGCAGAGCCUGCGCAGCAUGGACACGACAACCGGCUUCGGGCCCACAAUGUGCGGCGAAUGGUCCCAGGCCGACACAGACUGCACGCAGUACAUCAACAACGUCAACAUCGGCACGCGCUGGGAGGGCACAUACGACACGGGCAACCUCUCCACCGCGAUCCUGAAGCCCCAGUGCCCCGUGCAGGGCAAGUGCACCUGCGACCCGGCCAACGCCGAUCCGUCGACUUACACCGCCGACUACAAGAAGUGGCUCUACCAGUUUGCCAUUGGCCAGAUGGAUGCGUUUGAAGCCGGCUGGGGCUGGUUCUACUGGACAUGGGAGACGGAGAAGGCAACGCAGUGGAGCUAUCGCCGCGGCAUGGCUGCUGGCAUCCUUCCUACAACGGCGUACGAUAGGGAUUGGUCGUGUCCUGAUAACGGCGUCGAUGGGCUGGAUACGUUUACCGAUCUGCCCGAGUACUACUGA